Messenger RNA from Closterium sp. Naga37s-1, 4179 nucleotides. The record is from the annotation of a GenBank genome assembly. NCBI's taxonomy places the organism in Eukaryota, Viridiplantae, Streptophyta, Zygnematophyceae, Desmidiales, Closteriaceae.
AUGGACGAUGACGCAGUGGGCGCGAAGCUGAUCGGCAAGGCCAUCGUGCCGACCGCCGUGCUCUCCGGAGACGCCCCCGUCUCCGCGUGGUUCGACGUCGCCACGUCGGGGCGCGCGCAGCCCGCGCAUCCCGCGCAAGUGCGCCUGUCGCUCCGCCUCGCGCCCGUCGCGAAGGACCCCGCGUACGGGGCGGGCUGGGGGCGCGACUCGCGCGUGGAAGACGCGUAUUUCCCGCUGCGGCGCGGGUGUCGCGUGACGCUGUAUCAUGACAGCCACGUGUCCUCGUCAUUCGAGGCGCGAGCGACGCUGGAAGGAGGGAGGACGUACGAGGAGGGGUAUUGCUGGGAGGACAUCUGCAGGACGAUUCUAGACGCCCGUGAGGUGAUCUACAUAGGCGGCUGGUCCGUGAGCACCAAGAUCGCGCUCAUGCGCGACACAACGCGUCCGAUGGCGGAGCACGGGGACAUGCCGCUGGGCGAGCUGCUGAUCAAGAAGGCCAAGCAGGGCGUGCGCGUGCUCGUGCUCAUCUGGGACGACCGCACGUCCCUCAACAACGCUGCUUUCAGAACGGUGAGACGGGAGGAGGGAGGUGCCCACACGCGCGUGCUGGCGCUAAUCUGGGACAACUGCACGUCCCUCAACAAUGCUGCCUUCAGAACGGUGAGAGGCGCUGAGGUGGUGUCGCAUGGUGAGCUUUCAAGGAGGUGGCAAGGAGGUGGCAAGGAGGUGGCAAGGAGGUGGCAAGGAGGUGGCAACGAGGUGGCAACGAGGUGGCAACGAGGUGGCAACGAGGUGGCAACGAGGUGGCAAGGAGGCGGGCAUGAUGGCCUCGCUGGUCGAGGAGAGCUACUCAACCAGCGGCUUGUGUGUGCAAGCCGCUCGCACGCACACGUGCAUGCACAUAUGUGUCUCUGUGCGUUCCCCUCAACCCCCGCAAACACUCGGCAGGCGGGCAUGAUGGGCACGUUGGACGAGGAGACGUACUCCUUCCGCCACACCAAGGUCGUGUGCUUCAAGAUGCCCCGCAUCCCCGACAAACGCCUCUCCUGGGCAAGGAAACAGGUGCUCCCGCUCUUCCUAGACCUGUCGGUGGGGCGGUACGACACACAGGAGCACCCGCUGUUCCGCACACUGCACGCGGAGCACCAGGGGGACUUUUACCAACACAACGUCAAGUGCAAUGUGGAAGGCGCAGUGGCCUGGGACCUGCUCACCAACUUGCCACCCCCGAUCCCUUCCCCAACCCCUCGGUACCACCCCCAACCCCCCCCCCCAAACGUUCAGACAAAACCCGACACAGGACCGAGGCAGCCAUGGCACGACAUACAGUGCAAGGUGGAGGGCUCCAUCGUGUGGGACCUGCUCACCAACUUCGAGCAGCGCUGGCUGCGCGCCACCAAGGGCGCGCGCGCCUCCCCCAGGAAGCGCCUGCACCGCGGGGAUAUCAGGGCGUUGCAUGGCAGUGCGGUGGUGCUGCAUAAGCGGGGGUAUAGGAUGGGGAGGCGGAGCGUGGUUGGCGGGGAGGAAGGGCGGGGGUAUUGGAACAGGCGUGUGGUUGGGAAGUGGGGGGAGAGAGGGGAGGUGGGGAGGGAGGAAGGGCGGGAGAGUGGGAGGGAGGAGGUGAGCGUGGAGGGGAGGGAGGAGGGGAGGGAGGGAAGGAGGGUGUUGGGAGAGCAGAGCAAAGAGAGGGAACGAUGGCAGGGAGUUGACCCAGCAACCGAGCAGCAGCAGGCAGCAGCACCAGAGGCUGCAGCACAGGCAGCACCACAGCCAGCAGCACAACAAGCACCAGAGGCAGCAGCACCGGAGGCAGCAGCACAGGCAGCAGCGGAGACAAGGCGCAGCAGGAGCAUAAGGGAGACAGUGAUGCGGAGGCUGCACACCCUGAGGGGCGGCGUGGGGAGUGGCGCGUCUGGCGCUGCUGAUGCUGCGGCUGCGAGGGCUGUUGCCGCUAGGGUUGUGGAUGCUGAUGACGAUAUGAGUGUCAUGGCCACCGGGGAUGAUGACCCCGAGACGGCUGUUGCCGCUAGGGCUGUGGAUGCUGAUGAUGAUAUGAGCGUUAUGGCCACCGGGGAUGAUGACCCCGAGACACACUUCAUCUCUCCUUCCCACCCUCUCCCCUGCCCUCUUCCACCCUCCCUUUCACUGUCUUCCACCCUCCUCCCUCCCUCUCCCUGCCCUCGCCCCCCUCGCCCCUCACGCCCAACCCUCUCGCCCACCUCUCCCGCACCUCUUCUCCCCACUCAGUCUCUGGUGGGCGACAAGGGAGUGACAGUGGAUCGCAGCAUUCAAGACGCGUACAUCGCCGCCAUUCGCCGAGCGCACCACUUCAUCCACAUCGAGAACCAGUACUUCCUGGGCUCCGCCUACGCGUGGCCGUCGCACCAGGGCAGCGGUGCGUGGCACAGCAUCCCCAUGGAGAUGGCGCUCAAGAUUGCGAGGAAGAUCAAGAGCGGGGAGCGCUUCAGCGCGUAUGUCGUCGUGCCCAUGUGGCCCGAGGGGGACCCGAAAGGCGCUGCGACGCAGGAGAUUCUCUUCUGGCAGGUCAGUGACUCUGGGAGAAGGGGGGAUGGGGAUUCUGGGGGGGUGGGGUUUGGGAUUCAGCGCUCGCGCACCAUGGAGGCCAUGUACCGUGUGAUUGCGCGGGCUCUAGACGAGGUGCAGGCAGGGGCGGGGGGAGGGGAAGGCAGGCCUUUUGCACCCUACCGUACCGUCCUACCUGGCCUUUCUCCACUCCUCUCCACCCAUUUCCAACCCUCUCUCUCCCCCCCCAUUCCCCCCCAGUCGCGCACCAUGGAGGCCAUGUACCGUGUGAUUGCGCGGGCUCUAGACGAGUCGCGCACCAUGGAGGCCAUGUACCGUGUGAUUGCGUGGGCUCUGGAUGAGGUGCAGGCAGGGGCGACGGGAGGGGAAGUUCUGGGGCAGGAGGGGGGCUUCUUCUGCCUGGCCAACCGGGAGCUGCCAUCUGGCGAUAUCGACACCGCUGCCGCCCCUGCCCCUGCUGCUGCUAGUGACACCGCUGGUAACCGGACCGAGGGUGGUAACCGCAACAGCAACAGUAACCAGGCGGCGUCUCCCCGUGCGUCUGAUCAGCACCACAUGCCAGCUCUGAGCAGCGACCCUGUUCUUAACUCGGUGUUGCAGCACCGGAGGGAAAUGAUCUACGUGCAUGCCAAGAUGAUGGUGGUGGAUGAUGAGUACGUGGUGGUGGGGUCAGCCAACAUCAACCAGCGCUCCAUGGACGGGGCGAGAGACACGGAGAUGGCUGUGGGGGCCUACCAGCCACACCACACGUGGAGCGAACGUGGGCACGCACCCAAGGGGCAGGUGCAUGGCUUCCGCAUGGGCUUAUGGGCCGAGCAUCUGGGAUUUCUCUCACCCAUCCACGACCACCCCUGGACUUUGGAUUGCAUGCGAGCCGUCAACCAAUCAGCGCAGGACAGCCACGUCUACUCGCCCUUGCUUUAUGAGACACCUUGCGCCUCGCCUUUCUCUUCGUCUCGACUCACCCCCAUACCAUUUCCUCCUCCCGCCGUCGAUUUCGACCGUCGCGACGAUCCACGGGACCGGAUCUUCUCCCGUGAAUCGCGCGUGUUCUCUGCCAUGGCUGCGUCACGACCCGUUCUUUCGCCUCUCCUCGCCUUUUCGCGAAGGAUCCUCGCGACUUCUCCCGCCGCGCCGAUCCUCCCUCUUGGCACUUUAAUCGGCGCGCGCUGGCUGCAAACGGGGUCAGCGCCGUCACAUGCGGCGGGUUCAGCGCCUGGAAGCGGCGGCGCGACUCCUCCCAACGACGAAGGGGUUGAGACGCACGACGAUUUCAAACCGCAGCUUAAGGCAACCGAGGGGGUGCUGCCGGUGCAUGUUCAGAUUCAGGAGGACAUCAAGUCAUGCCCGGUGGUGGUGUUCAUGAAGGGCCUGCCAUCCGCGCCCAUGUGUGGCUUCAGUGCUGCUGUCGUGCGCGUGCUCGCUGCUCAUGGUGUGGACUUCAAGGGAGUGAACGUUCUGGAGGAUCCAGACCUCAGAGACGGAAUCAAAUCUUUUAGUGAGUGGCCCACUAUCCCGCAGGUCUAUGUGAACGGGGAGUUUAUUGGUGGCUGCGAUAUCGUCAUGAAGAUGCACCAGUCUGGCGAGCUUGCUGAUCUGCUGAAAUCGGUCAAUGCAGCGCCUGCUGGAUCUUGA